AUGGAUAAGGAGGAAGAUAUUCUCAUGACUGACGAGACAACGGGAGGGAUUUCUAAGUUACCAGAUAACGAACAGUCCACGCAAAAGUAUAUCAGAAUUGCAGACGGGUCCCCAGCAGGAUGGAAGACGGUACAAGAAUACCAAUGUAAUGAUAUUGCCGACGACUCGGAUGACGAGAAAAAGAUUAGGAGCGCGGAGAAUAGGGCCCUCAGAAGCAACAGACAAAUUAAAAAGCCUCGUUUCCAACCUUAUGGCAAGCCCGUCCCUUCUGCUGCUGCUGGUUCCGCUGCUCAGCUUUCCGCACUCGCAUUGCAACAGGCAAACACAGUACAACAAGCCGGCACCAGCAAAUUUAUUCAGCAGCCCUUUCGCUUCAGUAGCAGGCGGACACCACAGCCCAGCGACGUCUGCUACAAGUGUUUCCAGACUGGGCAUUGGAAAACAGGAUGUCCCCUCAAUAUUCAAUUCACAAGCAGUGCAGGCUCAAAUACUAAGUCAAAUUGA
Molecule: messenger RNA, 504 nt
Organism: Saccostrea cuccullata (small rock oyster)
Lineage: Eukaryota; Metazoa; Mollusca; Bivalvia; Ostreida; Ostreidae
Exons: 2
Coding region: 1-504 (167 amino acids)
Molecular function (GO): zinc ion binding; nucleic acid binding
Source: RefSeq, a predicted model, not a curated record